Molecule: messenger RNA, 3661 nt
Organism: Clupea harengus (Atlantic herring)
Lineage: Eukaryota; Metazoa; Chordata; Actinopteri; Clupeiformes; Clupeidae
Product: NACHT, LRR and PYD domains-containing protein 3-like
Exons: 10
Coding region: 1-3603 (1200 amino acids)
Molecular function (GO): protein binding
Source: RefSeq, a predicted model, not a curated record
AUGAAUCAAGACGUAGAGGAGGCUGCAGUUCACAGUAAGACACUCAGACUAGAGUCUGCUCUACACAGCUGUGUGACCACGAAGAAUGACCAGGACAUGGAUGAUCCUGGAAACAUGAGCAGCACAUCAGCACAGACCAAUGCAGGGUCACAGAUGCAAAGACCUCCAUCUCCAGUGCCCAGCUGUGUGUCUAUGAAGAGUGAUCAGUCCAUGCCUGAACCUCUUAACUUCAGUGGACCAGCACACCAUGACCCAGAUGAAUUGAGGUCUGAUCUGACCCAGGAUCAGUCCAGGUGUGGAGUGUGUGAGAGGGUACUGAGGGACCUAGUCAUCACCACCUGUGGACACAUGUUCUGCAGGCAGUGCAUCAGCAGCUACUGGGAGCAGCCUGGACUACCAGGAGACCAAGCCUGUCCCCAAUGUGGAAAGACAUGCAGAACUCAACCUCCUCUACAGCCUCUUCUGGAUGAACACACAGACAUGGUAGAAAGCAUCAGACACCUGCACACUGAACACAGACCAGACAGAAGGAACAAACCAGAUUUUUCAUCAUCUGAUGAAGUCCUGAGGAGAGUUAUAGAGAAGCAUAAAGCCAGUCUGAAAAGCAGGUUUGAGAACAUAUCUGAAGGCAUCAUCAAACCAGGAGCUGAGACACUCCUCAAUAAGAUCUACACAGAGCUCUACAUCACAGAGGGAGAGAGUGAAGGGGUGAAGAAGGAACACGAGGUUUGGCAGGUAGAGUCAGCAUUCAGAGCACAAACCACAGAAGACACACCAAUUAACUGCAAUGACAUCUUCAAGCCUUUACCUGGACAGGAGAAGAAUAUCAGAACUGUGAUGACCAAAGGUGUUGCUGGCAUUGGAAAAACAGUCUCAGUGCAGAAGUUCAUUCUUGAUUGGAUAGAUGGAGUAGCCAAUCAGAAUGUAGACUUUAUAUUUCCCCUUCCUUUCCGUGAGCUGAAUUUGGUCAGGGAUGAUCAGCAUAGUCUUCACAAGCUCCUGCUUGACUUCCAUCCUGAACUGAAGGAGCUGAAGGAUGGUGAAGAAUACAAAGACUGUCAGGUUGUGUUCAUCUUUGAUGGUUUGGAUGAGAGUCGAUUACCUCUGAAUUUCCAACAGAACAUGAUUUCUGAUUUAAAACAAACAUCAUCAGUGGAUGUUCUGAUGACGAGCCUUAUUCAGGGAACUCUGCUUCACUCUGCACACAUCUGGAUAACUUCACGACCAGCAGCAGCCAGUCAAAUUCCUGCUCAGUACAUCAAUCAGGUGACAGAAGUACGAGGGUUCAAUGACCCACAGAAGGAAGAGUACUUCAGGAAGAGAAUCAGUGAUGAGAGUCAGGCCGGCAGAAUCAUCUCACACAUUAAGGCGUCCAAGAGUCUCCACAUCAUGUGCCACAUUCCAGUCUUCUGUUGGAUCGCAGCCACUGUACUUCAGCAGAUGCUGGACAAGACUAAAGAUAUUCCCAAAACUCUGACUGAGAUGUUCAUACACUUCUUGCUCAUCCAGACCAGAAGGAAGGAUCAGAAGUAUCAUAGUGGAACUAAGACGGAUGAAGAAAAACUUCUUAAAUCUCAGAAAGAAAUGUUACUGAAGCUUGGAGAACUGGCUUUCGAUAAUCUAGAGAAUGGCAAUCUGAUGUUUUAUGAGGAAGAUCUGAGAAAGUGUGGCAUUGAUGUCAGUGAAGCCUCAGUGUACUCUGGCAUGUGCACUGAAAUCUUCAAGGAAGAUUCUGUGUUUCACCAGAGGAAGGUCUACUGCUUUGUGCACCUGAGCAUCCAGGAAUUUCUGGCAGCUGUGUUUGUGUUUCACUCUUUUGUGACUGGGAACCCUGAGGCUCUGAAAUCCCUCCUCAGUGAAGAACAUGAAAACAGUCCAUCUCUUUUAUUAUCUCUUCAAUCAGUUCUGGGCUUCCAAUCUCAAGAUCAUCUACAUGUGUUACUUAAGAGUGCCAUGAAUAAGGCUUUGAAGAGCAGGAAUGGACACCUGGAUCUUUUCCUUCGCUUCCUUAUGGGCAUCUCUCUGGAGAGCAAUCAGAGACUUUUGAAAGGUCUACUGAACCAUGAAUACAGCAGCUCAAAGAGCAUCAAGGAAAUAUGUCAAUGCAUUAGGAAGCUCAAAAGGGAAGAUCUCUCUCCUGAACGAUGCAUCAAUCUUUUCCAUUGCUUAUUUGAAAUGAACGAUCAUUCCAUGCACAACGAAAUAAAAAAAUAUCUAGAGUCACCAAAGAACAUCAAACAGAAAUUGUCUCCUGCUCACUGUUCAGCACUUGCCCACAUGCUUCUGAUGUCUGAGGAGGUGCUGGAUGAGUUUGACCUGAAAAAAUACAACACAUCAGAUGAGGGACGCAAGAGACUGCUCCCUGCUGUGAGAUGCUACAGAAGGGCACGACUUGCUGAAUGCACGCUCACAGAUAAGUCCUGUGGAAUUGUGGCUACUGUUCUACAGUCACCAAACUCCCUGACAGAGCUGGACCUGUGUAACAAUGACCUGGGAGAUUCUGGAGUUCAGCUUCUCUCUAACGGAUUGUCUAGUCCCCAUUGCAAACUGCAGACAUUAAGGCUCUCUGAUUGUCUCAUCUCAGAAAAGGGUUGUAUUUGUCUGGCUUCAGCUCUUUCUUCAAACCCCUCCCACCUAAAAGAGCUGGAUCUGAGCUACAAUCAUCCCGGAGAAUCAGGACUGAACCUGUUCUCUGACAGAUUGGAGGAUCCUGUCUGUGCACUCGAAAUUCUUAAAACUGACCAUGCUUCAUUGGAGGUAUGCAACUCUGGCCUUGCCAAUCCUGACUCUCACAUCUGCAUCUGUUCCACCCUGCUUGUUGACAAUGCUGCCAAGGUAGGUGAACUCCUCAACCUCCUCCAGAGCUUCGCCUUCCAGCAUGAUGGGUGCAGUGUUGUCAGAGUUGACUCUCAUGACUUUGCUCUUCCCUCUGUGGAUGUUAAGACCGAGGCGAGCAGAGUUGGUUGCGAUGGUGCUGGUCUUUUCCUGCAUCUGCUGCUGGUGCCUGAGAAGCUUCCAGAGGGUCUUCCUGUCCACACUAUCGAAAGCCUUCUCGAGCUCACACUGGACCCAAACACAGCAGGCAGGCGUCUCUCUCUCUCUGAGGGGAACAGAAAGGUGACACGUGUGUAUAAGAUUCUGCCGUAUCCUGACCACCCAGAGAGAUUUGACUGGUGGUAUCAGGUGUUGUGUAGAGAGGGUCUGUCUGGACGCUGCUACUGGGAGGUUGAAUGGAGUGGGGAUGUGUCUGAGUGGAGUUCGCAUGGGGCUACUAUAUCUGUGGCGUAUAAAAGCAUCAAGAGGAAAGGGAAGAGCGAUGACGACCUGCUGGGACAUAAUGCCAAGUCCUGGAGUCUGUUCUGCUCUCCUCACAAUUACUCUGCCAGACACAAUAAUGAACCCACUGACAUACCUGACCCCUUUUCCAGCUCCAGAAGAGUAGGAGUGUACCUGGACUGGCCAGCUGGCACUCUGUCCUUCUACAGCGUCUCCUCUGACACACUCACCCACCUGCACACAUUCCACUCCACAUUUACUGAGCCCCUCUAUCCUGGGUUUAGGGUUUAUUAUGACUCCUCAUUGUCCCUGUGCCAGAUCACAUGACCUCCUCAUGCUGCAGGAACACAGGAGUCACCCACUCCUAUUCAUACACAUGCGUGAU